Molecule: messenger RNA, 2309 nt
Organism: Anguilla anguilla (European eel)
Lineage: Eukaryota; Metazoa; Chordata; Actinopteri; Anguilliformes; Anguillidae
Gene: mkrn2
Product: makorin, ring finger protein, 2
Exons: 8
Coding region: 57-1382 (441 amino acids)
Biological process (GO): protein polyubiquitination
Molecular function (GO): ubiquitin protein ligase activity; metal ion binding
Source: RefSeq, a predicted model, not a curated record
AGAACAGACGGUUUAUUAUCCGGAACCUUUGGUACGUCGAAUCGGAUUGUUAGGGGAUGAUAGUUCAAGAUUGCACCCAAAAGUGGCAAGAGGAACAUAAAUACGGUUACUCUAAUGGACGAAGAAAAAUGACCACAAAGCAAGUCACUUGCAGGUAUUUCCUGCAUGGAGUUUGUCGUGAGGGAAGCAGGUGUAUGUUUUCUCAUGAUCUGACUACAAGCAAACCAUCUACAAUCUGCAAGUUCUACCAAAAAGGCUUGUGCGCCUAUGGUGAUCGCUGCCGGUAUGACCACAUCAAGCCCUCGGCUGGACGGGGCGCAAGUGUGCCAGUGGAUCAUUCUAUCCGGGACAGCGCAGCUACUGCUGCUGCCGCCCCAGGGAACUGCCCUCCAGCGGGCUCAGGGAGACGUGGCAAGAAGCCCCUGGUCCUGAGAGACAGAGCCCUGGGCGGCGCGUGUGAGGGGAGGUCGCUGCAGUACAGUGGAGAGGGGGCAGAGGUCCAGGAGCCCGACUGCUGGGAGUACAGGGACGAGGCCUCUCAGGCCAAGCCCCAUACCUACCUGGACGCCAUCAGGACCGGCCUGGAAAGCUCGGCGGCCGGGACCUCCUUCCCCAGCGGGCCGCAGCUCUGUCCCUACGCAGCUGCUGGCCAGUGUCACUACGGCAACAGCUGCUCCUAUCUCCACGGAGACAUGUGCGAAAUCUGCAGGCUGCAGGUGCUGCACCCGCAUGACCCCGAGCAGAGGAGAGCGCACGAGAAGAUGUGCAUGAUGGCGUUCGAGCUGGACAUGGAGAAGGCGUUCGCGGCGCAGCACAGCCAGGACAAGGUGUGCAGCAUCUGCAUGGAGGUGGUGUACGAGAAGGCCGUGCCCUCGGAGCGCCGCUUCGGCAUCCUGUCCAGCUGCUGCCACACCUACUGCCUCAGCUGCAUCCGCCAGUGGCGCUGCGCCAAGCAGUUCGAGAACAAGAUCAUCAAGUCGUGCCCGGAGUGCCGCGUGGUGUCGGAGUUCGUCAUCCCCAGCGUGUACUGGGUGGAGGACCAGCAGGAGAAGAAUCGGCUCAUUGAGGAAUUCAAAAGUGGAGUCAGUAAGAAGGCCUGUAAGUACUUUGACCAGGGCAGAGGGACCUGUCCGUUUGGAGGGAAGUGCUUCUACAUGCACGCCUACCCCGACGGCACGCGGGCCGAGCCAGACAAGCCCCGCAAGCAGCUCAGCUCCGAGGGCAACGUGCGGUUCCUGAACUCGGUGCGGCUGUGGGACUUCAUCGAGGAGCGGGAGCACCGCGGGGUGCCGCAGUACGAGGACGAGGUCAGCGAGCUGGGGGACCUCUUCAUGCAGCUGUCCGGAGCCGGAGAGGAGAGGGGGGUCCCUGCCUCCUUCUGACGCCCUGAACCCACAGAAACGCACCCCAGCUACAUAUCAAACAGCCGACGACCUCGGGCAAUAAAACCCAGCUCUGCUCAGCUCUUCAUCUCCUGGGUCACCCCCCUCCCCUGCCCUUUGGUGGAAAGAGAAAAGUAGUACUGCUAUAUAUUGUUUUUAUAUAUACAUGUAUGAGUUCUUGCUAGUGAUAAAGCUGCUGUUUUCCUGAUACGCUUUAGAUGACAUCAUCUGCCAGACUGGGAAAAAAAAAAGUUUUUAAUGAAUUGAGGUCCCAUAGAUCCUCAGUGGUGAAAUGGAUCUCAGUGCUCUGCUGACAUUUUGUAUGCACUCUAGUGGUGUGCGAGGUUGACUCAAACGAAACAGUCAACGCACCCAAAAGAAUUUUACAAACACAACUUACCUGUAGUGGAGUUCUUUUCCCUGAAAUUUGCCAUGUGGCAGUGUUUGUAAGGAAAAAGUUACAUUUGGUGUAACUACCGUAGUUUCCAAUGUAUGAACUGAAACGUAAGGUAUAAAUGUUUAUACGAAUGCUCACAUUUUUUUGGAGAUUGUGUCAAAGUGAAUAUAUUCUGAAUACCAAUAGUAUGAAAUGCAGUGUUGAACUUGGUGGUCUCAUUUUUUCAUGAGUGAAGAACUUUAAAUAUGGCAUAACAAAUAAUAGUACUACUACACUGUACUAUACAAAAUAACAUCACGUACGGUCAACACAAUGGUUAUAUUGAAGACCAAAAUAAAUAAAUAAAAAAAUGUCCCCUGUGUUUGAUUGCAUAAUCCAAGUGUUUCCAGUGUUGCAUCCAAGAAUAAACUAUUCACAUGGUACACUUGGCCUGAAAUUACUUGAACUUUUCAGUUUCUCUGUGAAUGUGACGUUUCUCAUUUUCUAUGCUGUGGUAGUGUACAAUAAAUGAAAAGCAAAUUGUGUCUUAA